Messenger RNA from Phytophthora infestans T30-4, 2878 nucleotides. Its product is annotated as importin subunit beta, putative. Gene Ontology annotation, biological process: protein import into nucleus. The record is from RefSeq and is a predicted model, not a curated record. Lineage: Eukaryota; Oomycota; Peronosporomycetes; Peronosporales; Peronosporaceae. Gene Ontology annotation, molecular function: nuclear import signal receptor activity; small GTPase binding. The transcript has 3 exons. Gene Ontology annotation, cellular component: cytoplasm; nucleus. Bases 70 to 2646 code for a protein of 858 amino acids.
UGGUCCUUUAGUGACUCCGCGUGUGAAUCCCCUCUGCAUCUCUCUCUUCUUCCCCACAUCUAGACCCCCAUGGACAUCUCAGCCGCCCUCCUCAACACUCAGAGCCCCGACCUUCAGCUACGGAAGCAGGCGGAGGAGUUCCUGAACAAUGCGCUGCAGCAACAGAUGGGCCAGUUCAUGGUGACCCUCGUACAGGCUCUGUCCUCAGAGGAGUUCGCCGUGGUGGGCCGCCAAGCCGCCGGUCUAUACCUCAAGAACGUGCUGGACGCUAAGGACGACGCUCUACAGCAGCAGAAGAUCAAUGCCUGGAUGGCCAUGGACACGGCCCUCCGCACCCAGAUCAAGGAUGGCUCUCUCGGUGUGCUGCAGUCCAACGACCCUGUGGCUCGCCACACGAGCGCCCAGCUGGUGGCCAAGAUCGGCAGCAUCGAGCUGCCACAGAAGGAGUGGCCGACCCUGCUAGAGUCUCUACUACAAAACGUGACGAGCGGCAGUGAAGGCUGCAUCCACGCCACGCUCGAGUGUCUCGGAUACCUUUGUGACGAGCUGGAGGAAGGCGCCAUCGACGAACAGGACACGAACCGUAUCCUUACAGCCAUCGUGGACGGUAUCCGAGCCGAACGCCCACCGGCCAUCCGUCUUGCAGCCAUUACGGCCCUACGCAACAGUCUGGAGUUUGUGAGCGAGAACUUUAAGCGCAAACAGGAGCGUGACCACCUCAUGCAAAAGAUCUGCGAGGCUACGCAGUCCCCGGACCUGCGUACCCGUGUGGUGGCGUACGAGUGCAUUGCUGCCAUUGCUACGAUGUAUUACGAGUACCUGGCCGAGUAUAUGGAGACGCUGUGCAAGCUGACGUUCAACGCCAUUACCGGCGACCAGGAUGAGGUUGGUCUGCAGUCGCUCGAGUUCUGGUCGUCCAUGUGCGACGUAGAGCUGGAUUUGAUCGAGGAGAUGAACUACGCUCAGCUGGAGAACCGCACCGACUACAUUCCAUGCAAUUACUACGUGCAGACUGUUCUGAACACGCUCAUCCCUCUGCUGACUGAAACGUUGAAGAAACAGGAGGACGACCAGGACGAGGACUCGUGGAAUUUGUCGAUGGCUGCUGCUACGUGUCUGGCCCUGGUAGCCCAGGUGGUUGGUGACGCCUGUGUGGACCUCACAAUGACGUUUAUUACUCAGAACAUCGAGAGCAACGAAUGGCGUCCCAAGGAGGCGGCUAUCAUGGCUUUUGGCUCGAUUCUGGAUGGCCCCGACUCGGUGAAGAUCGCUCCGCUGGUGCGUCAGGCGCUGGGCUUCCUGAUGGGCUGCAUGAAGUUCGACAACAUUCUUGUGCGUGACACGACGGCGUGGACGCUUGGCCGUAUCUGUGAACUGCACUGCGGCUGCAUCAGUGGCGAGAUGCUGCCAGGACUUAUGCAAUUGCUGCUUGAAGGUCUGGAUCAGGAGCCGCGUGUGUCACACAAUGUUUGCUACGCUAUCCACAACAUCGUCAAGGCUUUUGAGGAGUCGGAGGCGGCUGCACACAUGUUGACUCCAUACUUCAAGACGCUGUUCGACAAGCUGCUUGAGACCAGUAACCGCCCCAACGCCACGGAGAGUAACCUGCGUGGAUCAGCAUACGAGGCUCUGAACGUACUGGUGCAGGCUGGUGCUGACGAGGUGAACGAGCACAUUAUUCUGCGUCUACCCGUGGUGUUGGAGCGUUUGGAGCAGAGCAUUAAGACAUUGAUCGAGAACCCGAACAGCCUUCACGACGACCAGGCUGGGUUGCAGGCACUGCUGUGUGGCGUCCUGAUCGCUGCCAUCCAGAAGCUGAACACGGACAUUGAGCCACUGGCGGACCGUAUCAUGCAGGCGCUGCUGCAGGUGUUCUCUACUCGCAAUGCUGCGGCUGCUGAGGAGGCAUUUAUGGCUGCUGGUGCCCUGGCUAAUGUUGUUGGUCCCAAGUUCGAGGUGUACAUGCAGUACUUUGGCCCGGUCGUGCUUAUGGGUCUGAAGAACAGCGAGGAGUACAUGGUGUGCAGUGUUGCGGUGGGUGUCGUUGGCGACCUUUGCCGUGCUCUAGAGGGCAAGAUCCAGCCGCUGUGCGAUGAAUACGUGGCUGCUUUGAUCGAGAUUCUGAAGAACCCGAUGCUUAACCGCUCGGUGAAGCCGCCGGUUCUGUCGUGCUUUGGUGAUAUCGCGUUGGCUAUUGAAGGUGAAUACGAGCGCUACGCGGUGUCUUCGCUGCAGAUGAUUCUUCAGGCAGCCGGUGCGUGUGGAUCUAUUGCGACAGAUGAUGAAGAAGUGGUGGAAUACAUGAACCAGCUGCGCGAGAGCGUGCUAGAGGCGCUCACGGGUAUUGUCCAGGGCCUUGGCGCUGCCAACAAGGCUGCAAUGCUGAUGGAAUGUGCGCCGCAGAUUGGAGCUUUCUUGGCUACGCUGGCGAAUGACCUUGCGACGCGAUCGGACGCGGUGACGACUGGCGCGGUGGGCCUCAUUGGCGACAUGGGCCAGGCGAUGGGCAAGGCUGUGGAAACGCUGUUCCACCAGCAGUUUGUGGUUCAGCUCGUGACGGAGUGCGCUAACAACGCGCAAAACCCGCAGGCGCAGCAGCUGGCGGCGUGGACGCAGAAGGUGAUUAUGGAUCUCCAGGCGAACUAAACUUUGGGUCGACGUCGCCUUGGUCUUACCCCUGCUCGUCUCUUGUGGUUUGCCUUCUGCAAACAGCGAGGCUAUGCGGGUGGUAGAACUGAGAUGCGUUCGUACCAAGUUUUGAUGAACCUGAAGACAAGUGUUGGCUGACCGCGCAUUUCUCUUGUCGCCCCUGCUCGCAUUUUGCUGGUUGCCUUCUGCGGUCACAAAAGCAAGUGAAGGCUGAUUGGAGUUUGCUGGC